Zymoseptoria tritici IPO323 is the source of this 681-nucleotide messenger RNA. RefSeq lists its product as uncharacterized. NCBI's taxonomy places the organism in Eukaryota, Fungi, Ascomycota, Dothideomycetes, Mycosphaerellales, Mycosphaerellaceae. The transcript is spliced from 3 exons. The coding region runs from base 72 to 419 and encodes 115 amino acids. Gene Ontology annotation, molecular function: mRNA binding. The record is from RefSeq and is a predicted model, not a curated record. Gene Ontology annotation, cellular component: cytoplasm; nucleus; ribonucleoprotein complex.
CUCCAUCCACAUCGACCUACACGCUCUCCCAGCAACCACACGCACGACGCACCAGCAGCCUUCGCCUAGCUAUGAGCCGCAGUUCAAAAGUAGCCCCGGAGGUAAAUCGAGCGCUCUUCGUCAAGAACCUCUCCUACAACGUCUCCACCGAGGAGCUCUUUGACCUGUUUGGAAAGUUUGGUCCCAUUCGCCAGAUUCGCCAAGGCAUCGCAACCAACACCAAAGGCACCGCGUUCGUCGUCUACGAGGAUGUGCUCGAUGCAAAAUCCGCCUGCGACAAAUUGAACGGCUUCAACUUCCAGAACCGCUACCUCGUGGUGCUGUACCACCAAAUCGACAAAAUGGCCAAGAGUCAGCAAGAUAUGGCACAGCGCACGGAGAACCUAGAAGCGCUCAAGCGCCAACACGGCAUCUCGUAGGGGUACGCGGGGAAUGUAGCAGGUGAUACCGACAGCGCUGUGGUGGAAGUGGAGGAUUGGCUCGCGACUGGCAACCGAAGGCCGUCCAACAACUCCACCAGCACCAAGCGCAAGGACUCCGGUAUGAGCGGUAUUUCCACUCAGUCCAUCCCGGAGGCUACAGUCCCCAUGGCAAAAGAUUUCGCGCAGGUUUUGAAAUAUGAGCAGCAUGAUACCAAGACGGAAAGGAAGAGCUCGGGCUCAAGCAGCCUUACCAAGGAUG